GCGGACAUCAGCUGCUGGGGAACAGAGGAAGAGGAAGGGGUGGAGCUGCUUUGCGGCUGGACGCGAAGCAGUCCCCCGACUGCAGCGGGGGCUAGUCAGCUGUCUCUGGCGCUGCUCGGCCCCUUGAGAGCCUGCGCCUGGACCGGCGGGACACGGACGGGCGAAGCGGCCUAUCUAGAAACUUGGGCAAUGCCCCGCCACGGAGUAUCUCCCGGCCAGGGCCACCCUAGAUCCGGCGGGGAGACGGAAUCGGGGCGGUCUCGGGGGUCCCCCAGACUGAGGCUCCUGUGGAUAGGCCUGGCUCUGGCGUUGGCCCUGCCCGACUCCCUGGUUCUCUGGGCCCCUGCCGGGGCCCACCCUCUUCCCUCCCAAAGCCAUCCCGCCAGGUUCGGUCGCUUAGUGCCCCAGCUCCGCAACGCCUUUGGGUGGUGGAAUCUCACCUGCCCAGUCUGCAAAGGCUUGUUCACCGCCAUCGACUUUGGGCUGAAGAAGGAGCCCAGUGUGGCCUGGAUGGGCUCCAUGGCCACCAAGCUCUGCAAACUGCUGAAGAUAGCACCGCCUACUGUGUGCCAGUCAGCUGUCCAGCUCUUUGAAGAUGACAUGGUGGAAGUGUGGACACGCUCAGUGCUGAGCCCAUCUGAGGCCUGUGGUCUGCUCCUGGGCAACACCUGCGGGCACUGGGACAUCUUCUCAUCUUGGAACAUCUCUUUGCCAGCUGUACCAAAGCCUUCCCCACAACCACCCAAACCCCCAGCCCCAGGCGCCCCCGUCAGUCGCAUCCUCUUCCUCACUGACCUGCACUGGGAUCAUGACUACCUGGAGGGCACAGACCCUGACUGUGAGAAUCCGCUGUGUUGCCGCCAGGAUUCUGGCCUGCCACCUACCUCCCGCCCAGGUGCUGGAUACUGGGGCGAGUACAGCAAGUGUGACCUGCCCCUGCGGACCCUGGAGAGCCUGUUGAGCGGGCUGGGCCCUGCUGGCCCCUUUGAUAUGGUGUACUGGACAGGAGACAUCCCCGCCCACAACGUCUGGCAUCAGUCACGUCAGGACCAGCUUCGGGCCCUGACCACUGUCACAGCCCUUGUGAAGAAGUUCUUGGGCUCAGUGCCUGUGUACCCUGCUGUGGGCAACCACGAGAGUACACCUGUCAAUGGCUUCCCUCCCCCUUUCAUAGAGGGCAAUUACUCUUCCAGCUGGCUCUAUGAGGCAAUGGCCAAGGUGUGGGAGUCCUGGCUACCUACUGAAGCCCUUCACACUCUCAGAAUUGGGGGGUUCUAUGCCCUUUCCCCACGUCCUGGCCUCCGUCUCAUCUCUCUCAAUAUGAAUUUUUGUUCCCGUGAGAACUUCUGGCUCUUGAUCAACUCCACAGAUCCCGCUGGACAGCUCCAGUGGCUAGUGGGGGAGCUUCAGGCUGCUGAGGAUCGAGGAGACAAGGUACAUAUAAUUGGCCACAUUCCCCCGGGGCACUGCCUGAAGAGCUGGAGCUGGAAUUAUUACCGAAUAGUAGCCAGGUAUGAGAACACCUUGGCUGGUCAGUUCUUUGGCCACACCCACGUGGAUGAGUUUGAAGUCUUCUAUGAUGAGGAGACCCUGAGCCGGCCGCUCUCUGUAGCCUUCCUGGCACCCAGUGCCACCACCUACAUCGGCCUUAAUCCUGGUUACCGAGUCUACCAAAUAGAUGGCAACUACCCGGGGAGCUCUCAUGUGGUCCUGGAUCAUGAGACCUACAUCCUGAACCUGACCCAGGCUAAUGAACCAGGAGCCACGCCAUACUGGCAGCGUCUCUAUAGGGCAAGAGAAACCUACGGGCUGCCCAAUGCACUGCCUGCUGCCUGGCAUGACUUAGUGUAUCGCAUGAGGGGUGACACGCAACUAUUCCAGACCUUCUGGUUUCUCUACCAUAAGGGCCACCCGCCCUCAGAGCCCUGUGGCAUGCCCUGCCGCCUGACGACUCUGUGUGCCCAGCUCUCUGCUCGUUCUGACAGCCCUGCUCUAUGUCGCCAUCUAGUGCCAGAUGGAGGCCUCCCGGAUGUCCAGAGCCUGCAGCCAAGGCCACCUUUCUGCUAGCACCCCCAGGGCCCAGAGCUAGGAAAGUGGAAAUCUUAGAAAAGGAACAAAACCCCACAUGAUAGCUGUGGUAAGAAGUGCAUCUGAGCCCCAAGCACACCAGGGAAACAGGACCUUCUUUCAUAGAGCUGGUUUGGCUAGAUAAAGGAGAAGGGGCAGCUGUUCUGCCUGGGCCCAGCAUCUAAGCUGCCCUGGGACUACUGCCAUUCAUGGCUGUGGAGCAAAGGUCUAAGUUGGCACUGUGCCAGCAGAUCAGACAGGAGCUGUGCUGGCCAGCCAGGAACCCUGUACUGCUGCUGUCGCCUGGUUGCCAGGCUGUUAAAAUAAAGAUAAGAGACAUGGACUCCAGA
Messenger RNA from Lontra canadensis (Northern American river otter), 2417 nucleotides. It is a transcript of the gene SMPD1, whose product is annotated as sphingomyelin phosphodiesterase 1. Bases 190 to 2067 code for a protein of 625 amino acids. Gene Ontology annotation, cellular component: lysosome. NCBI's taxonomy places the organism in Eukaryota, Metazoa, Chordata, Mammalia, Carnivora, Mustelidae. The transcript is spliced from 6 exons. Gene Ontology annotation, biological process: sphingomyelin catabolic process; ceramide biosynthetic process. Gene Ontology annotation, molecular function: acid sphingomyelin phosphodiesterase activity. The record is from RefSeq and is a predicted model, not a curated record.